AAGCGCGAGUGACCCGUCAUCCCAAUAAAAGACGAAACACUUCACAAUGAUUUUGGGACCCCUCUGAAUGGAUAUCGACAAUAGUAAAAUAAUAUAUAUAAAUAAACACCUUUAUAAUUAAGACAGGGGGGAAGCUGAGUGAUCAUAAAUGGAGACCCUGUCCAGCCACAGCUCCUACCUCCUACAGCAGCUCCAGGAGCAAAGAAUCCAAGGGCUGCUUUGUGACUGCAUGCUGGUGGUUAAAGGAGUCUGUUUUAAAGCUCACAAAAACGUUCUGGCUGCUUUUAGUUCCUACUUUAGGUCUUUGUUCCAAAAUUCUCCCAGUCAGAAGAAUGACGUCUUUAACUUGGUUAUCCAAGAUGUCAGUGGCAUUGGCCAAAUAUUGGACUACAUGUAUACAUCCCACCUGGACAUUAACCAAGAGAAUGUACAGGCACUUCUAGACAUAGCACAGAACUUACAAGUUCCAAACGUUCAGAAUUUGUGUAAUGCUUUCCUCAAACCUUGCCCCCCACCCGUGGAAAUGCAUUCCUUCACUCUCCCAGGAAUGCUAGGCUCAGAGCACGAUUGCCUUCUGGGAAGCAGCCUGACUCACGAUGUUAACCUGCACUGUCCCACAGAACCUCCACGGCCUAACUUAUACAGUGAUACGGAACACACUAGAAGAAUGCCGGUUUCUUUACCCAACAGCAGCUCUAACUGUGACAUGUCUAGCAGCUCCCAGUCUGCAGAAAAGCCUCUGCACCAUGGAUACAAGCUCCGUAAUUUCUACAGUAAGCAGUACUUCAAGCUAAGUGCAAUUCAGACUAACAAUGCUGCUUCAAAUCAAGUCCCAGGCCCUUUGAUGAUGGCAGAGGAACAAGCGUGUCAGCUCGGAAUUACCCCCAGAGCUAGUGAUACCUCUGUGACUUCAGGAAACCCACUAAGUUCUCAGCCACCAUCUGCAUCGGCAGGAAAGGAUGUCCGUUCUUUAAUGCCCUCAGACAAUUUAAACACUCCUAACACAGAUUUAGCUGAUUCUCUGAGCAAUAAGCCAGUUCGCCCAAAGAAAGCGGUGUAUCUGAAGAAAUAUAAUUACCUCCGCUCUCAAAAGGCUCUUGAGGAAAUGUGCAACAAGUCAGUCAAUGAACCUGUUAUCAGCAGCCCCAUAGAACACCAUCAAGGUGAAUCAGUGGUGCAGACAGAAACCUCAGAAGCUCCCGUUGAAAUCAGCAGCGCAAGGAGAGAGGAGGUUUCAGAGUCAGCAGAGGUCCAGCUCUCCAAUCUGCCUGGAAGCCAAGAUGAGCCAAAUCUGAAGUCUCUGCCAGAGCCUCCACAGCAGCCAGGACACAAGCAGUAUUGCUGUGGGGUCUGUGGGAAGAUCUUCAAACAUCCAAGUAACCUGGAGCUGCACAAGCGCUCACAUACUGGUGAAAAGCCUUUCCAGUGCAGCAUUUGUGGGAAAAACUUCUCACAGGCAGGGAAUUUACAGACUCAUUUGAGGCGCCACUCUGGAGAGAAGCCAUACAUUUGUGAAUUAUGUGGUAAAAGCUUUACUGCAGCGGGGGAUGUUAAUCGUCACAAAGUAGUUCACACAGGAGAGAAGCCACAUCUGUGUGACAUAUGUGGUCGAGGAUUUAACAAUUUGGGCAAUCUGAAGGAACACAAGAGGACUCAUACAAUGGACAAGAUUUACACCUGUGACCAGUGUGGCAAGUCCUUCAACACCCAGAGAAAGCUUCUGAAGCACAGGGUCCGUCAUACCGGGGAAAAAACACACUGCUGUGUCACCUGUGGCAAAUGCUUUGUUGGCUCAGGAGAUCUGCAGCGGCACAUACGAUCACACACUGGAGAGAAGCCCUACAUCUGCAGCACUUGUGGAAAGAGCUUCACCCGAUCAGCCAUGUUGAGGCGACACAGAAAUAUGCACUGCAAGGGACCCUCUGUCGAUAACUUGGCAACAGUGAGUCCUGAGCGACCACAAAAUACGGACGGAGCCACUUCAGUUUCCAAACCCGACCGCCACAAUAGAGCAGCAGUGGUCACACAGGAGCCGCACUUCUCUAUCAUGAUGCCAAAUCAGGCGUUAGAGAAACCCUCAUCACCUUCUUCCUCACCCCCAUUGGCAGCUCCACACAUACAAACUCCACGCUCCAGCGCGCACCUCAGCCCAGCAUCCAACCCUCUUCCUGAGCUUCGCUCACUGGUUCCCCAUCACCUUCUGUCAUCUAACCCCCAGGAGAGAAGUUCAGCUCUUCCUGGCACAGACCGCAUAAAACUUGUCAAACAUCACGGGCCUCAAGAGGCUCUGUAUGUUCCCUAUGUGGAAAAUGGUAGUAUGUCUUUAGACAAAGACGCACCGGGGAAACCGUACCUGCCUCCUGCAGACACUAGCUCCAACUCCAGCAGGCAGUAUAGAUCAGGUGAAGGACAGUUUAUCUCUAGUGUAACUCUGUGGGGUCUGGCUAUGAAAACCCUGCAGAAUGAUAAUGAAAUGGAGCAGUAAAAUGCAAAGUUCAUAGAAUUAAUAAAUUAAUGGAAUUAUUGCUUUAAAAAAACAAUUUACAGAUAAUCUUUUUAAUUCCACAUUUUAGAAUGGUUGCUUUUGUUGAGGUGAGAUAAAAAAAAAGUCAUUUAAUUGUAAAAAAAAAAAUGCUUACUGAUUUCACAAGUACAGUUACUAAUUUUUCUUUCUGUUAAAAUUGCAGCCAGUUUUUUUCCAUAUCAACUGUUUGACAGAUUUUAUCUGAAGACAGUCACCUGCUGAGGUGUGAUCCUCAGGGAAGAAUGUUUCUUCAGCUGCUUGUUGAGCAUAUUUUUAUUGGGCUUAUUCUCUUACAUAUGUGUUCAAAAAGUUUUUACAUCCUUGGUCAUUUAUUUUAAAUGUUAGAAAAGUGUAUUAUUCAAAAAAUGAAGAAAUCUCCUAUUUAUUUUGAGAUUAAAAACAACUUUCUAAUACAUUUUUUUUCAGUGUCAGCUUUACUUUUUCUGCUUCGAAUGUAAUUGGUUGAUUUAGUUAAUGCUAUGCGGUCAAACAUCCUACAGAGGGAGCUAGAUUAGAGAUAACGUCCAGCUUCUUUCCACAGUCUGGAAGCGUCAAUCCAUCCUUAAAACUAGUUAUUUUAAGGCAUCUGAAAAUAAAAAAAUGAUUGUGAAUGGA
This is a messenger RNA of Oryzias latipes (Japanese medaka), 3139 nucleotides long. RefSeq names its product zinc finger and BTB domain containing 49 (gene zbtb49). NCBI's taxonomy places the organism in Eukaryota, Metazoa, Chordata, Actinopteri, Beloniformes, Adrianichthyidae. Gene Ontology annotation, biological process: regulation of transcription by RNA polymerase II. The record is from RefSeq and is a predicted model, not a curated record. Gene Ontology annotation, molecular function: RNA polymerase II cis-regulatory region sequence-specific DNA binding; DNA-binding transcription factor activity, RNA polymerase II-specific; protein binding.